Molecule: messenger RNA, 219 nt
Organism: Blepharisma stoltei
Lineage: Eukaryota; Ciliophora; Heterotrichea; Heterotrichida; Blepharismidae
Source: the annotation of a GenBank genome assembly
AUGAAACUUUUAUCGGAAAUGAUUGCUGUUUCAAGACAUAGGCUUGGAUUUAUUCAAUAUAAUGCCAGCGAUAAUAUGAAAAGAAUGAAAAUCCCUAAUAAUUGCCAUUGCUUGAUUGGGAUAAAAAAUUUUGAUUUAUAUCACCAAGAGUUAUGGAAUUUUGUUUUUGAUCCCGCUGGAGGGAAUAAAGGGGUUCGCAUUUGCAAGCUUUUUAGAUAA